Molecule: messenger RNA, 1101 nt
Organism: Ochotona curzoniae (black-lipped pika)
Lineage: Eukaryota; Metazoa; Chordata; Mammalia; Lagomorpha; Ochotonidae
Gene: UBE2I
Product: ubiquitin conjugating enzyme E2 I
Exons: 7
Coding region: 170-646 (158 amino acids)
Biological process (GO): protein sumoylation
Cellular component (GO): nucleus
Molecular function (GO): SUMO conjugating enzyme activity
Source: RefSeq, a predicted model, not a curated record
GCUCCGGAGGGAAGUCCCGAGACAAAGGGACGCGCCGCCGCCGCCGCUCGGCCCCCGCUUGUCCGCCUCGCUCGCCGGGCCGCGGCCGCCCGAGCCCGUGUGCCCUGGGAGCUCCUGAGGAGCCCGGCGAGCCUGUCCUCACCGCCCCGUGUGCUCCAGGUUUUGGACCAUGUCAGGCAUUGCCCUCAGCAGACUUGCCCAGGAGAGGAAGGCGUGGAGGAAAGACCACCCCUUUGGUUUUGUGGCCGUCCCGACCAAGAACCCCGACGGCACCAUGAACCUCAUGAACUGGGAGUGCGCCAUCCCCGGGAAGAAGGGGACUCCGUGGGAGGGAGGCCUGUUCAAGCUGCGGAUGCUCUUCAAGGACGACUACCCCUCCUCGCCCCCGAAAUGUAAAUUCGAGCCGCCGCUGUUCCACCCUAACGUGUACCCCUCGGGCACGGUGUGCCUGUCCAUCCUGGAGGAGGACAAGGACUGGAGGCCGGCUAUCACAAUCAAACAGAUCUUGUUAGGAAUACAGGAGCUGCUAAAUGAACCAAAUAUCCAGGACCCAGCCCAAGCAGAGGCCUACACGAUUUACUGCCAAAACAGAGUGGAGUAUGAGAAGAGGGUUCGAGCACAGGCCAAGAAGUUUGCACCCUCAUAAACAGCCCCGGAUUAAGGAGAAGGAAGGGAUUGGUUUGGCAAGAACUUGUUUACAACACUUUGCAAAUCUGAGGUUGCUCCGUACAGCGCUAGUCACCUAGGGGAGGGUGGGUGGGCGCCAUGUCCAUUGCCGCCACUGGCACCCAGUGCUCCGUCGCCGGCAGCCCCCGUUUCAUACAGGGUCUCUUCCUCCCGUCUUUUGUAUUUUUGAUUGUUAUGUAAAACUCGCUUUUAUUUUAAUAUUGAUGUCAGUAUUUCAACUGCUGUAAAAUUAUAAACUUUUAUACUCGGGUCAGUCCCCUAGGCGCUAGCCCCCCGCUCUCGGAUGCAGGCAUGCCCACGCUCGCGCUCCGCAGCCUCCAGCUGGCCCGGCCGGCGGCGUCCCCACGCACCACUUUCCUCGUGUCCAUGGGCGUGUCGUCUGUGUCGCUGUUAGUCAAUAAACUGUUUCUAUGA